Messenger RNA from Portunus trituberculatus (swimming crab), 1273 nucleotides. RefSeq lists its product as uncharacterized. The record is from RefSeq and is a predicted model, not a curated record. The transcript has 4 exons. Lineage: Eukaryota; Metazoa; Arthropoda; Malacostraca; Decapoda; Portunidae. The coding region runs from base 98 to 505 and encodes 135 amino acids.
AUCUUGACCACAGUGCAUCAUCAAAUAGUACAACGAGCGGUGUGUCCCGGAUUUCACCGGUCUAACUAAUUGUCUUGAUUUCCAGGAUCGAAUCAUAAUGAAGGUAACAGCAGCAACAGUAGCAGUGCUGGGCCUGCUAACAAUCCUGAUGCCUCAGGGUAAUGCCCGCUCAGUAUUGGUGAACCAGGUGACCUCAGCACUACAAGAGAGUUUUGAUGUCUUGAAUGCCAAACGAAGUGAUUGGUUGAAUAACUACUUAACCAUGAAGAACAUGACGAAGACAGACAGUGCCAAUAUGAAAGAACUUCUCAUGACUAGCAAGCUGGUCCUCCCCUUGAUGUGGCAAAUGUAUGCAACAGCUGUCAGGAAACAAAAGAAGUUCUACGAUACUGUGGUCAGUGAGAGAGAGCAGUCACUCCCCUUUCGUGCCCACGUUGUCCCAAACAACAUGGGCGCCAAUAUGUACUUCGAGGCCACGCUCCUCCUGCAGCAGUAUCGAGAGUAAGUGAUAAUCAGGUGACUUCUGUUUAUGAGAAGAUAUGAUUCUAUUGAUAGGAAAGAGAAAAGGAAGAGGCGAUGAACGUAGAAAUGAGGUGACGAGGAGAAGUUAGUGUGAUUCACUUUGAUGUUGAUAAUAGGAGAGGACCCAAACUGGCGCGUUUUCAGUGUUUGUCGUCUGCUUUAAUUCAGGAGUAGGGUCAGCAUUGUCUCACGUACGGAGUAGUCGUCUAUAAACACUAUCUUUCGAUAUGUAUUUAUUGAGUUACCAUGCUUUUACUCCUUCCACUAUUUUAUUUAUUUAUUUAUUUUAUUUAUUUAUUUAUCUAUUUUUUAUUUAUUUUUGUUUAUUUAUUUAUUUAUUUUUUUGCUAUUCUCCUAUGGUAUUUCUUUAUAAUUACUUGAGUUUAUACUUCUAACAUCAUUUCAUACAGCAAACAUAAUCGCCUGGUAUACCAAGCUAUUUAAUUUUUGGACAUUACUAGAGCACAAAAACUUAAACACAUUUCACCUCACCUCUGCAGAGUAGUACUCAAGGAAACUGUAGAACAAUUUUUAUUCGGUUUUCUUUAAGAGAAAAAGAAAAUCUGGGGCCGAAACCGAAAUAGCUCGAUGAUGCUGUUAUCUAUUCACCACUGUGUCAUUUAGCUGUGCCUUGCCAUAGCGACUAGCCUGAACAAUGUUUUCCUUUAGACUGAAAAUAACUCGUCAGGAUGGCUACUGUCUAUUAGCUAAGUCUCUGUUAGGUCUCUGUGAUGCAAAAAACGUCUAUGCA